AUGAAUGAAGCUGGUAUUGAGGGAAUAAAUUUAUAUGGAGUUGAAUUUGAUAAAAGCGAUCUGCGAUUAUUAUUUGACUCAUUUGACAGGGAUAGAAAUAAUCAGAUAGGUUUUCUAGAGCUUAUUGCGAAACUCAGACCUCCUAUGUCAAAACUUAGAAUCGAUGUCAUAAACCAAGCAUUCGAUUUAUUAGAUGCAAACAAAAAUGGUGUUUUAAAAAUGGAAGAUUUGAAAAUCGUCUAUUCUACAAACGCAAGAAGACAUCCAAAGUUUGUAUCCGGUGAAUGGACUGAAGAACAGGUGCUCCAGAACUUCUUGGACAGUAUUGAUACACCUGGAAAUCCAGAUGGUAAAGUAACAACCGAGGAAUUCAUGAACUAUUAUGCUGAGGUCAGUUCAACAGUGGAUGAUGACAGCUAUUUCGAUCUUAUGAUGCGGGCGUGUUAUGGUUUGCCAAACAGAGGAUCGUGAAAUUAAUGAAGACACAUAGAUGUUUAACAUUUGUGUUGUUUUCUCCGAGA
Molecule: messenger RNA, 521 nt
Organism: Ruditapes philippinarum (Manila clam)
Lineage: Eukaryota; Metazoa; Mollusca; Bivalvia; Venerida; Veneridae
Product: calcyphosin-like protein
Exons: 3
Coding region: 1-471 (156 amino acids)
Molecular function (GO): calcium ion binding
Source: RefSeq, a predicted model, not a curated record